This is a messenger RNA of Knipowitschia caucasica, 639 nucleotides long. The record is from the annotation of a GenBank genome assembly. NCBI's taxonomy places the organism in Eukaryota, Metazoa, Chordata, Actinopteri, Gobiiformes, Gobiidae.
AUGGCAGCCUCCGAGAUGUUUAGAACUGCUCUUUUCACCAUCAAUAACUUUCUUCAUCAAGAACAAUACAGAGCAACUCUCGCGGUUGUAAAAGGGUUUAGAAACGGUGCUGUAUAUGGGGCUAAAAUAAGAGCUCCCCAUGCAUUAGUCAUGACAUUUCUCUUCAGAAGUGGAAGUUUGAGGGAAAAGCUCAAAGCCAUUUUCAAGGCGACCUACACCCACUCUAGGAACCUGGCAUACUUUGUUUUCACGUACAAGGGUCUGAAAGCUCUGCAGGAGAAGACCCAGGGCAAGAGCCUGCAGUCCCACGCAUUUCUUGCUGCCUGUGUUGGAGGAUGGCUAGUUUUUGGAGACAACAAUAACAUCAAUAGCCAGAUCAACAUGUACCUGUUGUCCCGUAUCCUGUUUGCACUGUCCCGACUGGCAGUGGAGAAGGGAGUGAUACCCCAGCCCAAACACGACCCCUUCCCCCUGUUUGCCACCCUGGUCUGGGGAGUGGUGCUGUGGCUGUUCGAGUACCACCCUCACACUCUGCAGCCGUCACUGCAGUCCUCCAUGAACUACCUCUACCACGACAGCAACACAUGGCACGAUGUCUCAGACUUUUUACUCUUUAAUAAACCCAGGACUAGCUCUUAA